CAGCUACGUCCAUCUGUGCGUCUGGCUCUGACAUCAUCGGCUAUGAAGUUACAGAUAUGGCAAUGCCACUCUUGGAGACACUUUAGUCUUCUUGAGACGGGCGGACUAAAGGCACCACCACCAUCAUGUCGCUCACCUGGUCGGCAAAAGACCACAAAAACGCAAAUCAGCCCGCGGCGACCGGACAGAAGCGAUCGCGCAACGACGCGGGGAACAAAGUGACGGUGGUGCUCGGUGCGCAGUGGGGAGACGAAGGAAAAGGCAAAGUGGUGGAUUUACUGGCAACAGAAGCUGACUUUGUGUGCAGGUGCCAGGGAGGCAACAACGCAGGACACACAGUGGUAGUGGACGGAAAGGAGUAUGACUUCCACCUUCUCCCCAGUGGAAUCAUUAAUCCCAAAAGCGUGUCACUCAUCGGUAAUGGCGUGGUCAUACAUCUACCUGGUUUGUUCGAAGAAGGGGAUAAAAAUGAGAAAAAAGGUCUGAAAGGUUGGGAGAAGAGACUAAUUGUCUCAGACAGAGCUCACCUCGUGUUUGAUUUCCACCAGGUUGUUGACGGCUUACAGGAAACUGAAAGACAAGCACAAGAGGGAAAGAACAUUGGAACAACUAAGAAGGGAAUUGGACCUGCAUACUCCAGCAAAGCAUCUCGCACUGGCCUCCGUGUAUGUGACCUGCUGGGUGACUUUAAGGACUUCUCUACUCGAUUCAAGAACCUCGUCCGUCAGUAUCAGUCCAUGUAUCCAUCCUUGACAGUUGACGUUGAGGACCAACUGAAAAAACUAAAGGAAUACUCUGAGAGAUUGCGCCCAAUGGUCAGAGACGGGGUCUAUUAUAUGUACGAAGCUCUUCACGGACCUCCAAAGAAAAUUUUGGUUGAAGGGGCCAAUGCUGCUCUGCUUGAUAUUGAUUUUGGCACAUAUCCUUUCGUUACGUCAUCAAACUGCACCGUCGGAGGGGCUUGCACUGGUCUCGGGAUCCCUCCUCUGAAUAUUGGUGACGUGUUUGGCGUAGCGAAGGCCUACACCACCAGAGUGGGAAUCGGAGCUUUCCCCACAGAACAACUCAAUGCAGUAGGGGAGCUGCUGCAGACGAGGGGUCAUGAGGUUGGUGUAACCACAGGGAGGAAGCGUCGUUGUGGCUGGUUGGAUCUUGUUAUUGUCAGAUAUGCUCACAUGAUUAAUGGCUUCACCGCCAUUGCUCUGACAAAACUUGACAUUCUGGAUGUGCUGGAUGAAAUUAAAGUUGGAGUUGCCUAUAAACUCAAUGGAAAACGAAUUCCCCAUUUCCCAGCCAACAUGGACGUUUUGCAAAAAGUGGAGGUUGAGUAUGAGACCUUCCCUGGUUGGAAGACAGACACAUCUGCAGCCAGGAAGUGGAACGACCUCCCAGCCAAGGCACAAAACUACAUUCGCUUCAUUGAGAACCACAUUGGAGUUCCCAUCAAGUGGGUCGGUGUUGGAAAGUCCAGAGAGUGCAUGAUCCAGAUGUUCUAAACCUUUUUUCACCCCCUAAAUGGAAGCACAGACAUGAUGUGGCAUCUUUUCAUCACCUAAAAUGAUCUUCUCCACGUUACAUAAUAAACAUCUAUAUAACCUGAA
Molecule: messenger RNA, 1601 nt
Organism: Acanthochromis polyacanthus (spiny chromis)
Lineage: Eukaryota; Metazoa; Chordata; Actinopteri; Pomacentridae
Gene: adss1
Product: adenylosuccinate synthase 1
Exons: 13
Coding region: 126-1496 (456 amino acids)
Biological process (GO): 'de novo' AMP biosynthetic process; IMP metabolic process
Cellular component (GO): cytoplasm
Molecular function (GO): GTP binding; adenylosuccinate synthase activity
Source: RefSeq, a predicted model, not a curated record